Molecule: messenger RNA, 1397 nt
Organism: Caenorhabditis auriculariae
Lineage: Eukaryota; Metazoa; Nematoda; Chromadorea; Rhabditida; Rhabditidae
Source: the annotation of a GenBank genome assembly
AUGGGAGCCCGACUAGAUGCAGAACAUGUUGAACAUGUUGAACGCUUUCUGACUUCGAAAAUGAUAGAAUCUUUUCCAAGUUACAGAAAACUUCAAGCGACCGGUCGAAGAUCGUUUGCGCUUUGAAGCUGUAGGCUUCGAUUUUGUCGUGGUCGACAUGCCAUGAACAACAGUUCUGCAUCUUUACCCGGUUGUGUUAUGUCGAGAAAACAAUUCAAAUUCAAUCCACUCGUAUCGAAAUAAGUCGAAAUGGCUUCCCAUAAAAAAAACAUGCUUGCGUGACGUUUCACGACAUCUGAAGACCAGUUUUGAAUCUCAUUUUGAAGGGAAACUCUUCCAAGGUACACACGAACAAGGUAAAUCGGAACGCUUUCCAAAAGACCGCCACCAAUUUGCUCCCGAUCCGCCCCUCAUUUCCCGUUCGUUAUACCUAAUCCGGCUCUCCGGAGCCAAUCUCCUUCUCGAUUCAUCCGACCGCCAAUUUUCCAGUGCUUCUAUUCCUAUGAUUGUUUAUCACUAGCCAACGUUAUCGCUCGAAAUUCAGGCAAUCACCGCGGGGUCAGUGGAUACGCUCGUUUGGUGGGGUGCAGAGAGCAGCAGAAGAAGAAGAAGGACCGACAAUCGCGCCCCUCUUAUCAGCCGACAAACGUUUUGGGCACCGAGCCAGAUUUUUAUGCUCAAACGCUAUGCGCUCUGUCGCCGCCAUCGAAAUUGUCAGUUUUUUUCCCAAAAUUAAUUUUCAAACUUCUUCAUUUUCGCUUCAAAAAGAUAAUAAGUCAUAUGUAGAUCCGAAAGAAAGCUCCUAUUUUUUUUUCGAAUCAAAAAAGCUCAAAACAAAUUUAUUUUUCGAACUGCCUGAUUUUUUUUUUGCAAAAAUAUUAACCGACCUUUUGAAUAUCAAAAUCUCCAAGGUCUUUUUGUUUAGGAUGAUUAGUCUUCGUUUUGGCUAUAAUUGAAAAGCUUUUCUUCUGACCGUAAACAUAUUACGUGUUAGGUCAUGCUUUAUAACAUCAAUUUCAUCCGAAAGCUUUCAAAUGAUGUAUCGUGACUUCCUUAAACAAUAAAAAAUCCUGAUAAUUCAAAAAAUGAAGUGAAUUUUUUCAAAAUAUUUUUUUUGGUGAGCUUUUUUUUUAAUCGAGGUCAGUAUGUCUUGAAAUUUCGCAAGAUAUCAUGCUAUGAAAAACGAUCCAGAAGGCACCAAGGGAUGAGAUAACCUAAAUAGGAGCUAGGUCAACUUGUUUUUUGUUAUCCGAACUUUUUCCAAAUCACUGAUUUUUGUAGGUGUGAAUGCUUGUCGUGCGGACGACGAGGAGGCGCACAGAGUCGAUCAGCCGAAGUGCGACGCCGACGACGAAGAAGCUCGAGCUGCUGCGGCGCCGUCGACGAAGAAGGCGUGA